Carassius carassius (crucian carp) is the source of this 2633-nucleotide messenger RNA. Its product is annotated as TBC1 domain family member 20-like. Gene Ontology annotation, biological process: positive regulation of GTPase activity; endoplasmic reticulum to Golgi vesicle-mediated transport. Gene Ontology annotation, cellular component: endoplasmic reticulum membrane. Bases 378 to 1565 code for a protein of 395 amino acids. The record is from RefSeq and is a predicted model, not a curated record. Gene Ontology annotation, molecular function: GTPase activator activity. NCBI's taxonomy places the organism in Eukaryota, Metazoa, Chordata, Actinopteri, Cypriniformes, Cyprinidae. The transcript has 8 exons.
AUUUUGAAUGCUGACUGACGCCGCCUUUUGCGUGAGCAAUUUAAACUUCAACUCCCAUAAUCCUUCACUCACACCUCAACAUCAACCAGAUGAAACUACAGCUGGAGCUGCUGCGGCGAUUCGCGUGAAAUGGCACAAAAGAGGCGCAGAGAUGCCGCUUUGGUUCGGCGGAAAACAUUAAUGUAAAACCCUUGACAUGAGUGAAACCGUCCGGAGCGACAGAUGAGCUUCACGUGCCGUGAGUUUAUCCAGCUAACGCGGGUCUGAGGAGAGGAUGUGGCCUUUAGCUGUCAAGCUUAAGUAGUAGAAGCCCGUCAGCUGUUAGUAUUUCCCUGAGAGUGAAUGAUGAAGCUGCAUCUAAAGACAUCAGUGACAGGAUGAAUCUGAAGAAGUCUCGGAGCCUCAAUGGAUUUGGAAAACAAGAUGCUGAGUCCAGACGGAAGAGGAAGACGGCGGAGAUCACGCAGGCCCUGAACACGACGCCCGUGGAUGUGGCCGCUCUGAGACGCAUGGCCAUCAGUGAAGGAGGACUGCUGAGCGACGAGAUCCGCCGGCUGGUGUGGCCCAGACUGCUCAACGUGUCUGUAGAAAACAUCCCUGAACAGCUGGAGCCGGUCGAUCGAGACAAUAACAAGGACUUCAACCAAGUGCUUCUAGAUGUUCAGAGAUCCCUGAGACGCUUCCCUCCAGGGAUGCCAGACGAGCAGCGGGAAGGCCUUCAGGAAGAGCUGAUCGAUAUUAUUCUGCGGGUGCUGGUGAAAAACCCACAGCUGCACUAUUAUCAGGGUUACCAUGACAUCGUGGUGACCUUCCUGCUGGUGCUGGGGGAACGACUGGCCACUGCCCUGGUGGAGAAACUCUCCACUCACCACCUCAGGGACUUUAUGGACCCCACUAUGGACAACACCAAACACAUCCUGAACUACCUGAUGCCCAUAAUCAAGCGGGUCAACCCUGAAGUGUACGACUGGAUGCAGCAAGCCGAGGUCGGCACCAUUUUCGCUCUCAGCUGGCUCAUAACCUGGUUUGGACACGUACUGUCAGAUUUCCGGCAUGUGGUUCGGUUGUACGACUUCUUCCUGGCCUGCCAUCCCCUCAUGCCCAUCUACUUUGCUGCUGUGAUCGUGUUGCAUCGAGAGGACGAGGUGUUGGACUGUGAGUGUGACAUGGCCAUGAUGCACCAUCUCCUGUCCCGUAUCCCAGAGGACCUGCCGUACGAGACCCUGAUCAGCCGCGCAGGAGACCUGUUCGUUCAGUUCCCUCCAUCCGAGCUGGCCAGAGAGCGCAGUCAACUGACGGCUGUCUCCACCUAUAAAGACUUGGAGUUGGCGUCGACGCACCAGCGUCCGGACACAGUGCUUCGACGGAGACGAAAAGAGCAGCAGAAGCACCAGCAGCGCACCCUGGAGGCCCAGCGAGGGAGCGUGGCAGUCGUCCGGCCCACGGCACGCCGCUUCAUGCGGCUGGCGGUCAUGGGAUUGACCGUGGCGUUAGGGGCUGCCGCUUUAGCCGUGGUAAACUCUGCCCUGGAAUGGGCUCCUAAACUAGACUUACUCUUCCCGUGAAGGAGCCAAAAAACAGCACAGAGGACUGAAGAUUGGUUACUUUGUAACCAAGUAUUUAUACUGGUUAGACUAAUACACAAUACAUGUGUUCAUAGUUAUUAUAAUUAAACAAGCCUUUUCCCAUUGAAUGAGGUGCUGAGUCUGAAAUAUUCAGUAAAGCAGAGCGAUCACAAGAAAAUGUUUCCUGGAUCUAGUGAGGACAAGCAACACAAUCCUGGGGUUGGAUUGGAUGUACAGUGGCUCUAUGUAUACUCCACGUCUCAUACAUGAAACACAAUCUGAGCAAGUUUUUGUGUAAAUGGAUUUUUCACCAAUGGAUCGUCUGCAGUGAAUGGGUGCCGUCAGAAUGAGAGUCCAAACAGCUGAUAAAAACAUCACAAUAAUCCACACGUAAUCCAGUCCAUCAGUGAAUAUCUUCUGAAGUGAAAAAUCGUCUCGUUUAAAAGAAAGAAAUCUAUCAUUUAAGAGAUUUUUAAACUUUAAAAUACAUGUUCUCUAUCCAUAAAAUUGCUUUCUCAGGUGUAAAGAUAGUCUCGUCUGAAUCAGGAGCAUAAUAUGGAAAAACCUCUCUAAACAUAUAUAUGGUUAGAUUUUGAUGUUAGCAGGAGACGCAACGGGUUAAAAGUAAAAAUCCUAGUGGAUUAUUGUGAUGUUUUUAUCAGCUGUUUGGACUCUCAUUCUGACGGCACCCAUUCACUGCAGAGGAUCACUGGUGAUGUAAUGCUACAUUUCUCCAAAUCUGUUCUGAUGAAGAAACAAACUCUUCAACCUCUCGAAUAGCCUGAGGGUGAGUUAAAUAUCAGCAAAUUUCUAUUUUGGUUGGAACUAUUUCUUUAAAAAUUUAUUUUUUUUAUAUAAAUUGUCACAUUGAAUUCAUAUCAACCAUUUAGUAACGAUAAUUUAAGAGUUUUUGUUUUGAAAUGUACCUAUAAAAGAAGUAUAUUGUUUGUAAAACAAAGUUUUCGUUUUGAAAAAAUUAUCAAAUUUAAGUGAAUGUGACAAUUUACAUAAGAAUGCCUUGACAUCACGUUCAUAAUGAUACAAAAUAAAGUAAACUGUUGUAUUAAA